UUGGGUGGCAUCUCUCGAAGGAAGAGUCUCUCCCAUAAAUUUUCCUUUUGGAUCUUCCCACCCUUCUCUUCUGUAUGAUAUUUCAUUUCCCCCUCAUUCUAUCUCCUUUCAAUCCAUACCUUGUAAAUACACAUUCAUUCAGAUGAACCUAAUUUAGAUGUUUUCUAGUAAUCACAGCAGCUUCAGUUUUUCUGGGUAUGUAUAAACUGAAAAGAUGAAGACGCAUCAUGCUUGAUUAUUCAAGAGCGUGAUUUUCAGCAGAAGUGAAGGUAUCAUUUCUUUCUUUUUGAGUACGGUGAUUAUGUAGCUAAACUAUAUUUCUAUGGAGACAAGAAUCUUUAUCCGGCCCUUGGGUUUGUUUCUGCCGCUUCUUCUGAAGCUCUUAUGCACACUAAUUGUUUGAGAAAAUUCCUGUCAGAUUCAUCAUUGUAUAUUUUGUGAAAAUAUCAGUCCGAAAUCAGUUUGCUUUUUGAAAGAACAAAAAAAUUGAUUCUGGUGAUGUGAAGAUGAGAGCUUCGAGUAGUGUAGGACUUGGUUUGAGUCUUGUUUUUGGGUGUCUGUUACUAGCUCUUGUUGCUGAGCUUUACUAUCUGUUAUGGUGGAAGAAGAAGGUAACUAACAGAGAGAUGAUUCAAGAAAGUUACAAUACUCCAGCAAGAGAAUUCUUCUACAUGUUUUGUUGGAAAAAGCCCUCAUCUCUGACCUCCACAGGUCUAACCACAGACACCCAAGUCCAUGAACCACAAGCAUCAUCAGCUCAUCAACUGACCAAGGACCUAUUGCUCAGACCAUUUGGUGAAGCACAACAAGAUGAUGGUGAGUCUGAGAUGUUUAGGAUGCAGAACCUCUCUGCCCCAACAAGAUUUCUCUUCACCAUUAAAGAGGAAACAAAAGAAGAUCUAGAAUCAGAAGAAAUGAGUAAGAGGGGUUCAAGAAGGAGUUUGAGUGAUGUGAUUUCAGUGGAUACACCAUUUUUUACACCACUUGCUUCACCACCAUACUUGACUCCUCCAAUUACACCUGGAGAUUACUCAUAUAGAUCAUUCAGUCCACUGUUUCAGACAUCAAGUGAUUCAGAGUUCAACAGGAUAUGGGCUUCACCACCUCCUAAAUUCAAGUUCUUGAGAGAUGCUGAAGAUAAACUUCAAAGAAAACUGAUGGAAGAUGAUGCUUCUGCUCAUGAUGAUGAUGAUGAUGAUGGAGUUAAGGAUGAGGCAAAUGGUUCUUUUAUCACAUUAAUUGUGUCCAAGAACCAUGAGAUGGAGGGUUGAUCAAUCAUCGACCCUUCCAAGUUCUCUACAGGUACUUCCUUUCCUUUCCCCAUAUAUAUAACCAUAAUCCCAGAAGGCAUUAGAGCUGCUUCUAUCAAUGAAAGAAGACUGGAUUUCUUAUUUGUGCAAAAUUUAUAUUUUUUGUACGAAUUUUUGGUAGAAGUUUUAAUCUUACAAAAACCCAUUACUAAAAUUUCGCCACUUGGAAGUGUUGUGUUGUUUUUACUAAAAUUUCCAUCUUAAAAGAAAGCCAGUUGGAAGUGUUGUGAACUUGUUGAAAUGCUUUAGAGAUGAGUCAAAGCUUGUGAUUAUGCCAUGUUGAUUUGUACGUGAUUCUGAAGAAUCUUGUGAUUAUUUCCCCAACUCUUUUUCUUAUUUGGAAAGGGGAUUGCUGUUUGACACUUGUUAUGUCAA
Cynara cardunculus var. scolymus (artichoke) is the source of this 1685-nucleotide messenger RNA. RefSeq lists its product as uncharacterized. NCBI's taxonomy places the organism in Eukaryota, Viridiplantae, Streptophyta, Magnoliopsida, Asterales, Asteraceae. The coding region runs from base 507 to 1271 and encodes 254 amino acids. The record is from RefSeq and is a predicted model, not a curated record. The transcript has a single exon.